AUGGCCGCCGCCGCGACCGCGGUGCCCUCCGAGAUCCUCCGCGUCUCCACCGCCUUCCUGUCGGAAGCCCUCUCGCAGCCCGAGCUCCGCCGCAGGCUCUUCUCCGCCUUCCGCCGCGGGCUCCCGCAGCACGACCCUCUCCUCCGGCCGCUCGACCUCGCCGCCCAGACCCUAGAGAACGCCAUCUCCACCGCGAACCCCUCCGUCCGGUCCUCCUCCCUCCACCUCGCCGAGAAGCUCCUCCUCUCCCACCCGGGCUCCCCCUUCUCCUCCUUCCUCCUGUCCCUCAUCUGCUCCCUCUGCGGCCGGCCCCUCGACGCGGCUCUCCGCCUGAUCGACGUCUUCUCCUCCGACCCCUCGCUCGCGCGGUCGGAGGUCGCGCCGGCGAUCUUCGAGGACCUCUUCUUGGUCCACCUCAUCCCCGUCCUCGAGUGGUUCAACGACCAGAGGUCGAAGAUCACGGCGAGUUCGGGCCCGGUCCAUCUCGAGAGCCAGCUCAACGACGACUUCUCGUGCGACGUGUCGGUGGUCCUUCCGUGCACGAAGGUGCUGUCGAAGAUGAGCGGGGACCAGGCGGCGAAGCUGAAGGAGCUGGAGAGCAACUACGAGCGCGUGAUCGACGAGAACUGCGCGGCCUUCGCGAGGUACUUCGGGGAAGUCCUGAAGAGCGGAGACGGAGGAAGGGCGGUGAGCCCGCCGCCCGUGGUGGUGGAGAAGAGAGGGAGAGUCGAUGUGCUGGAGGAGGAGGAGGAGGAGGAGACGACGGAGGACCGGACGGCGGAUUCCGGGGAGGCCGGCUUCAACCAUGGGCGCUAUAACCUCGCCAUCUUAUCCUCAGAGGGUCUCCGCAGCUUCGCUCGCCCCGCCGCCGCCGCUCCGGAGAGCCAGAAGCGACCUCCCCCUGCCGCCAGAUCGACGCCGUUUCCUCCUCCACCGGCGCCUGCUUCCGGUUCAGAUUCCGAAACCUGCAGCUCUUCGUCGGAACAGGACGGGUCGGCCGCUGGGUCUUCUUCAGAAUCCGAGGAAAGGAACAGGAGCAUGGCCUUGCUCGAGCCUAGGAAAUCCCAUCCUCAGAAAGAGAGGCAGUCCAUUCCUGCAGAGCCGAGCUGCCCCCCAGGACGCCUCAUGGCAGAGUCCGAAAACCUGCCUGGUGGCGGAAAGCACACCCCUCCUAAAGACUUCGUUUGUCCCAUAACGAGCAACCUCUUCGACGACCCGGUGACUCUAGAGACUGGCCAGACUUACGAGCGCAGAGCGAUCCAAGAGUGGCUCGAGAGGGGGAACUCGACAUGCCCAAUCACGCGCCAGAAGCUGCAGAGCACUCAGCUCCCCAAGACGAACUAUGUGCUCAAACGCCUUAUAGCGAGCUGGCGAGAGCAGAACCCCAGUGCUGUUCUGGACAAGUCUGAGAGCUAUAGCCUGGAGAUUAUGCCGAUUGCGAAGCCGAUGAUGCACUCAACCUCGCCGAAUAGUGUCAUCAGCCGAGCAACCCUGGAUGGAACACUUAGCGAGCUAAGGCAUGAUAUUAACAAGCUCUGUACGUCGGAGAUCCUGGAGGAGUCUGAGAUGGCCGUCCUCCGGAUCGAGAAGUUCUGGCAGGAGGCCAGUUUGGAAAUCAGUAUUGUGAACAUGCUCUCUAGGCCUCCUGUCGUGAACGGUUUCGUGGAGAUCCUAUUCAAUUCUGUGGACACCAGAGUCCAGAGGGCAACGGUCUUCCUCCUGUGCGAACUGGGGUCGAGGGAGAAAUCUGUGGUUCAAACACUCACUCGGGUCGACUCUGAUGUGGAUGGCAUAGUGGCUCUGUUGAAGAAGGGUCUGCUGGAGGCCGUAGUGCUGAUAUACCUGUUGCAGCCUUCGGCAAACAGCUUCAUAGAAAUGGACAUUAUAGACUCCCUGCUAGCAGUCAUCAAGAAGAGCCCAGACGAGUUGAUGUCAAUGUGCUUAGAGCCAAGGACAGCAUCUGUUCUUUUACUAAGACAGAUUCUCAGGGGCUGCCAGGAAUACAUGGCGGCUGCAAUGACUAGCAAGGUGAUAUCAGCGGGCAUUAUCGACAGUAUCAUAGGGAGUUUGGAGGCAGAAUGGUCUGAGGAGAGGUUGGCAGCAGUCGUCAUCUUAUCGAAAUGCAUGCAGGAAGAUGGGAAGUGCAGGAACCCAAUCGCAGAUAAAGCCGAGUUAGGUCCUGUACUAGAAAGUUUCAUCGGCGCAGCUGAUGCAGAGAGAUUUGAGAUAAUUCGUUUUCUCUCUGAGCUAGUCAAGCUAAACAGGAGGACAUUCAAUGAGCAAGUUCUUCACAUCAUAAAGGAUGAAGGUGCCUUCAGUACCAUGCACACUUUCCUGAAUUAUCUGCAGACGGCCCUCCAAGACCAAUGUCCUGUUGUAGCCGGCCUCCUCCUCCAGCUGGAUCUACUGGCAGAGCCUAGAAAGAUGAGUAUAUACCGGGAAGAGGCAAUAGAUGCCCUUAUUUCAUGCCUCAAGAAUACCGACUUCCCUGCUGCCCAAAUAGCUGCUGCCGAGACAAUCGUGUCGUUACAAGGGAGGUUCUCCGCAUCUGGAAAGCCCCUUACCCGAGCUUUCCUUCUAAAACGGGCCGGACUCGAGAAGAGAUAUAGAACUGUCAUGCGAAUGGAGCAUCUUGGCAACAGCAACGUUGAAUUCGAGGGAAGUCUGCAAGAAGAAGAGAAGGCAGCUGAUGACUGGGAAAGGAAAGUAGCAUAUGCUCUGGUAAGCCAUGAGUUCGGUCUGCUUUUUGAGGCCUUAGCAGAAGGCUUAAAAAGCAGAAAUGCAGAUUUGUGUUCAGCAUGCUUCGUGUCUGCCACAUGGCUCGCUUACAUGCUCGGCAUUCUCCCGGAUACCGGGAUUCGAGGAGCAGCCCGUGUUUGCCUGCUCAAACGGUUCCUACAAAUAUUCAAGUCAGCGAAAGACGUUGAAGAUAAAGCCCUCUCUAUGCUCGCUCUAAACAGCUUCAUCCAGGAUGCUGAGAGUCUGCGUGAUCUAGCUCCCUCGAUGAAGGAUGUCUUGAAAGGUUUGCGGGAGCUGAAGAAGCACUCUCCUUUUGCAUUCAAGAUGUUGAAAGUUCUCUCUGAAGGAAGUGAAUCUAGCGCUGACCUCUGGAAUCACAAGGACCUAGUUCAAGUUGAUUGCAGCCACAACGGGGAAGUUCUGUCGAUAGUUUGUCACAAGGACGUUAUAUUUUCUGGCCAUUCUGAUGGCACGAUAAAGGUAUGGACGGGGCGAGGAAGCAUUCUUCACCAAAUCCAAGAAGUUCGCGAACACACCAAGGCAGUGACCAGCCUGGCGAUAUCACAAUCCGGAGAAAGACUGUACAGUGGUUCUCUCGACAAAACAGCAAAGGUGUGGUCUAUCAGCGACAAUGCAUUACAUUGUACCGAAGUACAUGAUAUGAGGGAUCAGGUUCAUAAUCUGGUCGUGGCGAAUAGCGUUGCGUAUUUCAUUCCACAAGGAGCUGGUGUAAAGGUUCAUUCGUGGAAUGGGGGUUCAAGAUUAUUGAAUCAAAACAAAUACGUCAAGUGCUUGUCUCUCGUGCAAGGAAAACUGUACUGCGGAUGCCACGAUAGUAGCAUUCAGGAAAUCGACUUGGCAUCGGGGACACUCAACAGCAUUCAGAGCGGUUCUCGAAAAUUACUCGGGAAAGGCAAUCCAAUCCAGGCGCUGCAGCUUCACAGUGGAUUGAUAUAUUCAGCCAGCUCUUCCUUAAAUGGAGCAGCCGUUAAGAUAUGGAGCGCUACCAAUUACAAGCUCGUGGGAACGCUGCCAUCGACGGCAGAUGUUCGAGCCAUCGCAUUGAGCUCGGACCUCGUUUACUUGGGCUGCAAGGGGGGAAUAGUGGAAGUCUGGUGCAAAGAGAACCAUCAGAGAGUCGAGACACUACAGAGCGGAACGAACGCCAAGAUUCACUGCAUGGCCCUGAACGCAGAUGAAGAAUUCUUGGUGAUUGGUACAUCAGACGGGUGGAUCCAGGCAUGGGGUUUGAGCUGAAGAGAAGCUGCCGCGGCUUUGUCGACCGGUGUGGAAAGAUGAGAAAAUCGAAGACUAAUACGACCCAAGAAAUUCUUUUUGUCCCUCCCAAUAAGCAUCCUCAGCAACGUUAGCAUGCAUGUUCUUGAAAAUUUGACUGUAUAUACCUCAAGUUCAAUAACAGAUACUGUCAGCAAAAUUCAUUCUUCGUCCAUUGAAAAGAUUGGUGCUUGUAAACAAGGACCAUGAAAACCCUUCGAUCUUAACAGCAUUUUUUACCUCAUCAGAA
This is a messenger RNA of Eucalyptus grandis, 4264 nucleotides long. RefSeq names its product putative E3 ubiquitin-protein ligase LIN-1. Gene Ontology annotation, molecular function: protein binding; ubiquitin-protein transferase activity. Gene Ontology annotation, biological process: protein ubiquitination. Lineage: Eukaryota; Viridiplantae; Streptophyta; Magnoliopsida; Myrtales; Myrtaceae. The transcript has 15 exons. The coding region runs from base 1 to 3996 and encodes 1331 amino acids. The record is from RefSeq and is a predicted model, not a curated record.